Messenger RNA from Cynoglossus semilaevis (tongue sole), 3457 nucleotides. Its product is annotated as glypican-1-like. Lineage: Eukaryota; Metazoa; Chordata; Actinopteri; Pleuronectiformes; Cynoglossidae. The record is from RefSeq and is a predicted model, not a curated record. Gene Ontology annotation, molecular function: fibroblast growth factor binding. Gene Ontology annotation, biological process: regulation of protein localization to membrane; negative regulation of fibroblast growth factor receptor signaling pathway; cell migration. Gene Ontology annotation, cellular component: plasma membrane; synapse; extracellular region.
GUAGAAGAUGAAUACUUUAGAAGGAUUAGGAUAGUACUAUUAGUAGUAGCAAUAUUCACAGUACACUUUUAUCAGGUCGUUGUAUUUUUGUAUUACAAACCAGCCAAUGUAUGUGCAGUACUGUUAUUUCUAGUCCAGUUUUGGAGGUGUGUUCCUGGAGCAUCACUUUCUCUUCUGCCUUUGUUUAUGAUCUCCAGGUGUCGCUGUUUGUCCUCGGGCAUUCGCUGGCACACAAUCAUGUCUUUCCACUAAUAGCUGUAAUGCAUUUCCCCUCCUCCUCUCUUUACCUUAAACAAACCCCGAGUCUAAUCCUGGUCCAGGUUCUGGAGACAUUACCUCACAAGGUCACACAGUCCUCAGAGCUGCUGCUAAUGAUUAGGACUACAAUUGAAUUCAGAAUUUUCUAGAUCAAAAUUUGAAGGAUCCAUUUAACGAUUUUUUUAUGUUUAAAUGUGAUUCAACAAAAUAGAUUAUGCCCUUUUGUUGCCUUUUGACUUUUUUAAUUUAUCAUGAUGACCCGCUAACCCGGGUCACCUGUUCUCUCUCUCUCCCUCUCUCUGUCUCUGUCUCUCUCUCUCUCUGUCUCUUUCUCUUUCUCUUUCUUACGAACACACAAGCAGACACGCACGAUUGCGCGCGCGCGCUCACACACGUUCCCCUUUCUCUCUUUUGUCUGAGGCAUCUCUGCAGACAGCAGCGCCCAGGAGGAGGAGGCGGAGGAGGAGCGGGGAGUACCUGACACCUACAGCCGCGCGUCGCAGCUCUCUCGCCGGCAGAAACAAACUCGCAGCGGGCUUCCGGAAAAAACCUUCUCUCCCCGUAAACAACCACCACCACCACCUCCACCACAACCGUCUCCAGUUUACCGGAGCUCCGUGCAGUUCGAACCGGAGACGAUGCCUCAGUGGACAGAGUGAAAGAAAAAGUCCCAAACAUCCAGAAAGCAAUUCAAACACCAACCGCAGGGAUCCUCCGGUGGAGCCUGCCGCUGUCACAUCGCGUCUCCGGGAUUUUUCUUUCCAUCAUUCUUAUUUUUUUUUUGUCUGGGAGAAAACCGGAGUUGUGCUGAGAAGAUGCGCCUCCUGGUGCUGCUGCUGCUGUGUGUGUCUGCAGCACCGGGCCCGGUGGCCGGGGCGGACCGAAGCUGCAGCGACCUGCGGCAGUUCUACACCGGGAAAGGGUUCAUCCUGACCGGCGUACCUCAGAACGAAAUCUCCGGUGAACAUCUGAGGAUGUGUCCUCAGGGUCCGACCUGCUGUACCAGCACCAUGGAGGAGAACCUGUCCGUCCUGGCCACCAAAGAGACAGAAGGACUGAUCAGAGAGGCCGGCAGGUCGUUACAGGCUGCCUUCAACGCUCUCUACAGGAGCUUUGACACCUACUUCACCGACCUGCACAGCCACUCCGAGCGCUCCCUCCAGGAGAUCCUGUCUCCUCUCGGCCCGCUGUACUCCCAGAACACCCGUCUGUACACCGACCUCUACGUUGACCUGCGACAGUACUACAGAGGCUCCGCCCUAAACCUGGACGAGACCCUGUCCGAGUUCUGGUCCGGCCUAUUGGAGCGCACCUUCAAAUCCUCCGCCUCAGCGGAUGUCAGCCUAUCAGAGGAAUACCUGGAAUGUGUUGCUAAGCAGCAGGAGACACUGAGGCCGUUUGGAGACGUGCCUCGUGACAUGAAGACCAAGGUGAUCCGAGCCUUUGUCACGGCCCGGUCCUUUAUCCAGGGGUUGGUUAUCAGCGGGGAAGUGGUCAGGAAGGUGUCACAGGUGUCUCUGAGUCCAGAGUGUAUGAAGGCCCUGAUGAAGCUGGUUUACUGCCCCCACUGCCGAGGCCUGUCCUCCGUCAAACCCUGUACCAACUACUGCUCCAACGUCAUGAAGGGCUGCCUGGCCAACCAAGCCGACCUGGACCCCGAGUGGCAGAACCUCAUAGACACCAUGAUUCAGGUGGUGGCCAGUUUCAGCAUGGAGCCCAGUCUGGAUGUGGUCCUGUCCUCCAUCCCUGCCUGGAUCUAUGAGGCCAUUCACUACCAGCAGGAAAACAUGGAGUCUUUCACGGCAAAAGUGUAUCAGACCUGCGGACACCCAGGUGAACCAGGGACAGGAAGUCCAGUCCUGAAUGAACACAGGAGGAAGAGCAGCUCCCUGACAGCGUCCGACUACAAACCUUCACCCACUGCUGGACUCAGGCUGGAGAUGCAAGUGUCAGACCUUUCCAGUAAGCUGAGAGAAAUGAGACAGUACUGGAUCCAGCUCCCUCCAGGUCCUGUUGCACUGUGUAACAACAUGUCCGCAGGAAACAACAUCCAGGAUAAAUGUUGGAACGGCAUCACCAAAGCCAAGUACCUACCAGAAGUGAUGGGCAACGGUCUGGCCAGUCAGAUCAACAAUCCAGAGGUGGAGCUGGACAUCACCAAGCCAGACAUGACCAUCAGACAGCAGAUCAUGCAGCUGAAGAUCAUGAGCAACAGGCUGAAGAACGCCCUGGAGGGGAAUGACGUGGACUUCCAGGAUGCCAGUGAUGACAUCAGCGGCUCAGGGAGUGGGACGUGUGUGGGUGGACAGUGUCGUCGGAACCGACCGGGAUUGUACCCCUACCCACCGGAUAAUAACCCAGUCAGAGCAGCAUCUUCACCUCCGAUCCGGCUCUGCAGCCUCCUGCUCCUGUUCCCAUUGGUUCUCCUGCUGCGUCAGCGAUGAUGGACCACUGCUGCCCCCUGCUGUCAGACUCUCAAUCCUACAGCAGGGUUUAACUGUGGAACAAACUGAGAAAAUGUGGUUGGAAAAAUAUUCGCGAAGUUGAGAAGAACAUUUUCGAGCGGAGUAAAUGCUCAUGAUUUUCUUUUAACCAUGAGGAACAUUCACGGUGAUGAAUUUUUUUGUAUUCUGUUUUUUUUCUGCUCAGCUUCUUUUUUUUAUUUGAACGGAGAAUGGAUUGGUACCUUGAGCUGGUUUCAGUUGAUUUUUUGGGGAUGGAGAAAUUGUGUAAAAACAAAACAAAAACAGAAGAAAGAAGAGAAAAACAGACCCAGCGUUGAUGAAGAUGAUGAUGAGGACACUGUUGGUUCAUAUAUGGAUUUUCUUUCAGGUUUAUUUAGCUGCAGUUUCCGGCCUUUUUGAAAACAUGUUAAGUGCCCAGAUGUGUGGUGCGUUCAGCGACACCUUGUUUUUCUUCUGUUUUAUAACGUUCUGUAAGAUGUAAAUGUUUGUGUAGAUUCGCAAAAACAAACAAAACAAAAAAAGACUGGCUCCAUACUCGGCCAUGAAUGUACAGUAUAAAGUCAAACAGCAAAGAAUUCUCCCGAACCUGUGAUGUAGUUGUGUGUGUCGGCAUAAACGCAUUUGUUUGACGUUUUACAGAUAAAAGAAAACACGUCAAACUUUUGAGAUGUUGUCAUUACGUCACGUUCACUGUAGACCUUAGCAUUUCAAAAUAAAAGAAAACCACAGUCUUA